AAGCACCUUAACUGAUGAGUGAUACUGUGAUAGUAUUCGAUUAGAUUCGGUCGGAUACGUCCAAUCGGAACCGUUCUAAAGGGUCGAAAUCAUCGAAUAAGAUGACUUUAAUGAGUCCUGGAUACAUUGAAGCAAUAAAAUCUAGUGGGCCGAUUUCAAGCCUUUUGUGGACUGGUCCUUCUAUUUGAAACAUACAGAUGGACAUACAUAUGUCGACUAAAUUUUGAAGAUUGAGUAUCCAAACGUUCUGCAUGUACUUCGAGAACAGUAUAAAUUUUACCCCUAAAAGGAAGUUCGUUCGGACGCAUCUUCAGAACCAGAGAUUUUCUAAGCAUAUUCACUUUCACUGUGAAGACUGAAAAUUUCAACUUUCAAAUCUAUACAGUUUCUGCGAUACAUUCAAUAGAAAAAGCACCUUAACUGAUGAGUGAUACUGUGAUAGUAUUCGAUUUUAUAGAACCUAGCAUAAUUAUGAUAUUUGUAGUCAAUGGAAGGAAAGAUAAGUUUUUCCUUCACUGAAGUCAGAGUCAUACCAAAUAAAAUGUUUGUCUCUCUGUACGUAAGAGAGAAGUGAAAUAGUGAACAGCGUAUAAAGAGAAAAGCCAGAAAAUUUUGUAAACUUUUCUCUCAAAAUAAGCAUUGCGACGGGAUGCAGAAUAGACGUAUUCGAAUGAGAACCGUUUUAGCUAUUUGUCUUUCUGUUUUAUUUUAGAGUUACAGCUGGAAUUCAAAAGAAAAGAAAUGAAAAAUAUCUUUAUUACACUAUUUACGAUUAGUAUACUAUCGGCAACAAAUGGAAGAAUAACCCAUACAAGUAGGUAGCAGGUUCUGCAGUAAUAGUUGUGAGCAUCAUGUCGAUGUAGUACGAGCGAGCUAAAUCUAGAUUCAUUUUUCGCUUCAUAUCUCUCUAAAGACCCAUCUGAAUUUUAUAGAUUUUUACUCAUUUCAAAUGGGACUUUGAAUAUAAUAUUUAUUCGUGGCUGUUCCGGUAGUAAUUCGUCACAUGCUUCACUUUACAGACGUCGUAGAUCAUUUAACAACGCAAACAUGACUGCUUAUACGAGAAAAGUAUACACAUACAUAAAAACUGAAUUUCGCGCAAAGUAUAUCUUAUUCGACUUCAAUAAACAAUAAUGUUUGAGAAAUAUUUUCAACUUGAUUGUUUUACUUAUACAUUCUACACUAGAAGUUGCUCUCUCGUGCUACUUCGCUCCUAGGUGCCUGUAUAUAUUGUCGUUCAUAAACUAAACUAUCCAAUAGACUUGCAAUAGGAACAAACUAAGUGAUAGUAUUAUAUCGAGCUCUAAUGAUUAAAUUUCAGAAGGUAUUCAAAUAUGUUCUCAAAUAACAUAGUCUGAACUCAUGUAAUCUGAAAUAAUUUAGCAGCCAGAACAUAUGCUUCAUAAAAAGUGAAUGAUCCUCUAACAAGAUCAGACACAAGUAGCAGGUGACGAAUAAUCUUCUGAUUAUAAAUCGUUUAUUUCGAACUCCAAAUCUUAUUCACAACAGGUGACAAAUAGUUCGCUGAUAGCGAACCGUGUGUUUUAAAUAAUAAAUCUGAUCACCACUGGGCAAAGAAUAGUCUGCUGUUCACGUAGCAGGUUAUAUAACUUCUCAUGCUUACUGUGAUAGCAGUAUGAGCUAACAUUCGAGAUCAGUAUUCAAAUCGAUUCUUCUCACAAUGUAUUUCCCGUUCCGUCUCUUCUAGGCGUAAACAUAUUAUCAUAUAAUAUUUUUAUGAGACCAUCUGGACUAUUUUCAAAUGACCAAAUUCCACGUGCUAAUUUAAUCCCACUGUAUUUGCCGGACAGUGACGUCAUUAUAUUUGAAGAAGCAUUUGAUGCAAAAGCAAGAGUAAUAAUCAAUAAUGGUCUAAGUAGCUCACAUCCAUAUCGAACAAACAUCAGUGGGCCAGGUGCAUUUUUGAAAUUAAAUGGAGGAGUAUAUAUGGCAUCAAAAUAUCCAAUCGUAAAAACAGAGUAUAGAAGAUAUGGUAAUGAUUGCGCAGUCGAUGACUGCUUUUCUGACAAAGCUGUGCAAUAUGCCAAAAUUAAUUUGUUUAACAAUGGGACAAUGUUACAUGUAUUUGGUACACAUGCGCAGGCAGGGAGUGAAGUAAAUCGGCCACCACUGCGAAAGAAUCAAUUUGGAAAGAUAAGAGAAUUUAUCAGCGAUUGUGCGAUUCCGCAUGAUGAACUUGUGAUAAUAGCCGGUGACAUGAACGUCGACCAUAGAUCCGUGACAAUUUCCAGAGUUCAAGAAUACUUAGAUACAUUAAAUGUGUUAAAUGCUCAUCCACCACUAUAUGUUGGUCCAUUAAAUUAUACAUUUGAUUCAACAACAAAUUCUUACGUUAAAAAGGGACGUCAGUAUUUGGAUUAUGUACUUUAUUCAAGAGAUCAUAAACAACCUACGUAUGCUGAGCAAAGAGUAAUUGAAUUAAAAACAAAUCAGCCAUGGAAAAAUGAUGUUUCUGAUUUAUCCGAUCAUUAUCCAGUAUUAGCACAUUAUGAAUUUUAA
Messenger RNA from Didymodactylos carnosus, 2520 nucleotides. NCBI's taxonomy places the organism in Eukaryota, Metazoa, Rotifera, Eurotatoria, Philodinida, Philodinidae. The record is from the annotation of a GenBank genome assembly.